CCGCCUGUCACGUGACGUCAUCAACAUGGGUCAAAAGUCUGACAUUCUUGGCGUCACGUGACCACCGGCCGUCCUGCGUUAGCCGAUAGCUAGCUAGCGCUCGUCGUCAUGGCUUACUUCGGCCACCGGUUGUGCAGGGCUUUCUCUUCGUCGGCACUCAGGAGUGUGGCCGUCAAGCAUGUGGUCAUCAUCGGCGGAGGACAAAUGGGUGCGGGAAUCGCUCAGGUUGCUGCGUCAACUGGCCACCAGGUGACGCUCGUGGACACGUCUGACGCCAUCUUGACGAAGGCGGUUAAUGGCAUGGAAGCGAGCUUGAAGAGGGUGGUCAAGAAAAAGUUCGCCGACAAGCCCGAGGCGGGUGAGGCGUUCAUUGAGAAAGUUCUGCGCAGCGUGUCGACCGCCACGGACGCCAACUUGGCGGUUCAGAGCACGGACCUCGUUCUGGAGGCCAUCGUGGAAAACCUGAAAGUCAAGCAGGAUCUUUUCAGCCAGCUGGACAAGGCGGCGCCGGCACACACCAUCUUUGCUAGCAACACAUCCUCGCUGCCCAUCGGCGACAUCGCCAGCGCCACCUCCAGACUGGACCGCUUCGGCGGCCUCCACUUCUUCAACCCGGUCCCCAUGAUGAAACUCGUCGAGGUCAUCGGAACGUCGUCCACGAGCCAGGAAACGCUGGACUCCCUGAUGAACUUCAGCCGUGCGCUGGGCAAAACCACCGUGGCCUGCAAGGACACGCCCGGAUUCAUCGUGAAUCGCCUGCUCGUCCCCUACAUGCUGGAGGCCGUCCGGCUGCACGAGAGAGGUCACGGGUCCAAAGAAGACAUCGACGUGGCCAUGAAGCUCGGCGCCGGUUACCCAAUGGGACCCUUCGAGCUGCUGGACUACGUUGGACUGGACACGGCCAAGUUCAUCUUGGACGGUUGGAGCGCCGCGGACCCAAACAAUGCGCUCUUUGCUCCAAGCCCCUUGCUCGACAAGUUGGUCGCGGACGGGAAGUUUGGCAAAAAAACGGGAGAAGGAUUCUACAAGUACAAGUAACGGUGACAAAAACUGAAGGAGACUGCUAAACUCGAAGCUUGUAUCAGUGAUAAUGUGAGGAAUAAAUAAUGUGCCUGUU
This is a messenger RNA of Syngnathoides biaculeatus (alligator pipefish), 1117 nucleotides long. It is a transcript of the gene hadh, whose product is annotated as hydroxyacyl-CoA dehydrogenase. Gene Ontology annotation, cellular component: mitochondrion. The record is from RefSeq and is a predicted model, not a curated record. NCBI's taxonomy places the organism in Eukaryota, Metazoa, Chordata, Actinopteri, Syngnathiformes, Syngnathidae. The transcript is spliced from 8 exons. Bases 109 to 1038 code for a protein of 309 amino acids. Gene Ontology annotation, biological process: fatty acid beta-oxidation. Gene Ontology annotation, molecular function: (3S)-3-hydroxyacyl-CoA dehydrogenase (NAD+) activity; NAD+ binding.